Molecule: messenger RNA, 393 nt
Organism: Angiostrongylus costaricensis
Lineage: Eukaryota; Metazoa; Nematoda; Chromadorea; Rhabditida; Metastrongylidae
Source: the annotation of a GenBank genome assembly
AUGAACACCGAUUCAUUCAAACAACUUACAACCCGGAUCGGACGUUUACGAUUAAAAAGGUAUUGGUCAAUAUCGCCUUUGACAAUCUUCCUUGUUUACGCGACGACAUCAAACUAUGGCGAGGAAGAAGUUGAAGCGUUCCAUAUGGACUCGGAAAAGUUCAACAGAGAAGGCCAUGCAUUCUUCAAGGUCAUCAUUGGAAAUCUCAACGCCAAGACUGGACCAAGAAGAACGUCUGAAGAACGUCACAUUGGGAUCCACGGAUUAGAAUGGAACAAGCAGGAUGAGCGGCCAUCCGAGUUUAUCAUGGCAACAAAGACCGUUCAUGGUAACUCGGAAACCCAAAAUCCAUUCCUUCAACGUUGGACAUGGGGCUUUACCAAUAGAAAAUAG